Molecule: messenger RNA, 645 nt
Organism: Geodia barretti
Lineage: Eukaryota; Metazoa; Porifera; Demospongiae; Tetractinellida; Geodiidae
Source: the annotation of a GenBank genome assembly
UUGAUCCCCAAGCCGGUGCAGAAGCCGCACCCGCCCAUCUGGCAGGCUGUGAGCCAGGAGUCCACCGCCGAGAAGGUGGGCCGGCAGGGCCUGGGCUGCCUGGCGCAGACCAGCGUUGGCCUGGCGCGCGCCGAGGCGUUGAUCAAGAUUUACCGCGAUGCCAUCAAAAAUCCCGAGCCGGUCACCGGGAUGGUUUAUCCGCGCGUGGCGGGCAACACCGUAGCGUUGUGCAUGGAAGACCGCGAGAAGGCUUUCGAGCGUGGUGCGGAGAUUAUCGACUGGUAUCGGGUGCAGCAGCGCAUUCGCGAUUCCUACGUUUGGCAGGGUUACGACCCGGCGAACGUGCCGGACGACUACCAGUUCCACUACCAGCGGGCGGUGCAGGCCGAUUCCGCGCGCGCCGACGAGGUGUCAUCCAGGUCGCUGAUCGACGACGGUGGACGCUUUUGCAUCGGCAACCCCGACGAUUGCAUCCAGUACAUCGAGGCCUACGAACAGAUGGGCGUGGACGAAAUCAUGCCGCUGUUCCAGGUGGGCCCAGUGACGCACGAGGAGGUGAUGGAAUCGUUGCGGCUGUUCGGCAAGUACAUCAUCCCUCACUUCCAGGCGAAGGCUCGCAAGGAAGCGGUGGCCGCCGAUAACUAG